AUGUCUCACUUCGCGACGGUGCCUGCAGGAGAUUCUCAGCGGAAUACCGUUACCUCUGAUUUGUACGAUCAACGCGAUCUUCAGGAAAAGGCGUUAGAAACAUGGGAGAAACAAAAACGCAUAUGGGCCGCUGUGCAGGAGAAGAUCCGCCGCCGCGUCGGCAACAACGGCCAGAUACGUGGAGCCUGCAUGAACAUGUCACAAGGGGCUUACCGGGCUCGUGUGCGUGAGGAAGAGGCUGCGGUGGUAAACAACGCGACCCCAUCUCACGUCUUUUCAGGGUAUUACACGUGGGAAAGUACGCUGCGUACCACCGAAGAUAACGGGGCCAUUCGAUAUGUCAAAGCGGGACAAACGAACUUUCCAUACGCGUUGUACGGGAAGCUAACGGACAAACGGCGUCUGGAUGUGGAGCACCCGACAAAUACCCGCGUCGUCUUCCCAGACGAGCAAAUUCUGAAUGAGGCGAGAAGCAGGGAGUUGCAGCGGCCAUCCACGGGCGCAUUCCCAGUCUCCUUCCGUGACUCGAGCUACUACAAAGAGAGGUUUAAGCAAUAUUACCCGCUGAUUGAACGGAAUAUGCCCCACUUAUUGUUACCGCGGGCCUAUUUGGAGGUGUGUGGCCAGCCACCCCCAUGGACGUCCAAGCCGGAGGAUAAGGUUGCGGCGGCGAGGAAAUCUGUGCCGGCUGUCGCGCACGUGCCGCCACUGUCACCCAAAGGGAAACAACAGCAAUUGCUGCAAAAAGAUCAGAAUGGACAAGGGAAGAGCUGCUCUCACAGUGUGGAGGAAACAGGCAGUAAGGGGGAGAGCAAAGAUGUCAACUUCACCGUGUCCACGGAGGAAACUGUUGCGGGGGCUCCGUCUUUGGAGAUUUCCACAUCACGUGUCCUCUUUUUUGCGCGACCAGGGGAACUUGCCCAUGGUACAGUGAAGAUUCAUAACAACGGCACGACGACGGUAUACUACAGUUGGGCACCGUUUCAACCGGCCACCGCCCUGGACGAAAAAAUUGGCAAUGAAAAGGUUGACAGUGAGGUGGAGAAGAAGGAGGAGGAAGAAGAGAAGAAAGGCCGCGAUGACACGAUUUAUGAAGAAAAGGCCGGGUUCUUCCCGUUGGAGACUUCGGAAGAAAAGGAGGAGGUGCCAGUGUCGGCAAGGAGCGGGGAGAAUGACAUUUACACGAAGGGGACUCCGCAGCCCUCGGUAUGGUCCAAUAAAAAAGGGGAAAGAAAGCCAAACCAACUGAACGUCUCUCUUCGCUCCCUGGCGAAGAAGUCGGCGCAAUCCAAAUCCUUUUUUUUUUUGUCCGCCCAGCUGGAUGGCGUUAUUCUGCCAGAUGAGGAAAAGACAUUUUCCUUUUCUGUACGAGCAGCAUUCCCUGGUUGCUUCCUAAGGUAUUACGAACUGCUUAUGGUCCCCGCUGCUUCCUUUCGCGUUAUUCUGGAGCUGCGUGCCUUUAUACAAGAUGGUGGGCCAACAGUUGAGACAAUCGCACGCCCUGUCGCGGCCGCACUCGAGGCCAAGGCCGUGGCUGAUACACAGCGUGAGUUAAUCAAUGCCUUGGCAGCGCACCCGCAUGUGUACGAGGCGGCUGAAAUUGCAAAGGCAACUCAGGAUUGUUUGGAUGCUGCCAAGGCCGCGAAAGAGGCUCAAGAUGCGCUGAUUGCAAAGUGGCGCAAGUUAUGGCACGACUCAACGUAUACCGCUAUGCGUAUCCCAUUCAAUAUUGCCGUCUACGGGCGGCUAACGGCUCUACAUCAAAAUCUUGCUCGAACGAU
Trypanosoma cruzi is the source of this 1781-nucleotide messenger RNA. RefSeq lists its product as uncharacterized. NCBI's taxonomy places the organism in Eukaryota, Euglenozoa, Kinetoplastea, Trypanosomatida, Trypanosomatidae. The annotation marks the transcript as partial. The record is from RefSeq and is a predicted model, not a curated record. The transcript has a single exon.